Molecule: messenger RNA, 642 nt
Organism: Cladophialophora carrionii CBS 160.54
Lineage: Eukaryota; Fungi; Ascomycota; Eurotiomycetes; Chaetothyriales; Herpotrichiellaceae
Exons: 1
Coding region: 1-642 (213 amino acids)
Biological process (GO): negative regulation of protein kinase activity
Cellular component (GO): nucleolus
Molecular function (GO): double-stranded RNA binding; protein kinase inhibitor activity; protein kinase binding
Source: RefSeq, a predicted model, not a curated record
AUGUCCGAACCAAUUCCCGAAGCAAUACCCACGUCCGCGGACCCGCGGUCGCGACGGCCCAUCAAACGCGCCCGUGUGCCAGGCUCCAACAACCCCAACGCCAAAGCGGCAUCCGCGCAGGCAAACGAGAUCGAGAACCUCUUCCUCGACCCCGCGCGCGAGAUUAAAAUCCCGGCCCCGUCGUCUGAGGUCAAGAGAUCGAUUCCAGCGCCGCCGGAGAUUGUUGCGAACGUCCAAGGCAGUUCUGCAGGCGCGGGGUCCGGCGAGUUCCACGUCUACAAGGCGAGUCGGCGGCGCGAGUAUGAGCGGCUGAGGAUCAUGGAUGAGGAGGCGAAGAAGGAGGAAGAGGACAGAGAAUGGGCGGAGAAGGAACGGGAGAGGAAAGAGAAGGACGAGGAGAAGACGCGCAAGAAUCGAGAGAGGCGCAAUAAACGGAAGGGGAAGGAUAAGAGUAAGAGUCCGGCGGCUGCAGAGAACGGGCACGGACACGAAACGAGCGAGGGUCAGAAGGACAAGAAACCGCGUGCGAACUUGGCUGUCCCUGCAAGGGCCGAGAAUCAGGAGUCGGCCCAAGGGACGACUGACUUUGGGGUUGCAGCAGUGGUGCAGGAGAGUGGCAUUACAAUUCACGAUGACGAUUAG